Paramecium octaurelia is the source of this 729-nucleotide messenger RNA. The record is from the annotation of a GenBank genome assembly. NCBI's taxonomy places the organism in Eukaryota, Ciliophora, Oligohymenophorea, Peniculida, Parameciidae.
AUGAAUUGCUUUUUGGAAUAACCAUUUCAAUAUAGACAAUCAAGAUGCCUAUCAUUCAGUCCUUACAAUGAUAACAAUCUCAUUAAACAACUUAAGAGAUAACUUCAUUAUCCGCCUUAAAAAGUCAUGCAAUUAGACUCUUAUGAAUACAUGGAAACCCCACAAUAAGAGGAAACAAAUGUGAUCAGCGCAGGUAAGUGUGUGCUUUGAUAAGAAUAUAGAUUCCAUAUAGCAUUACCAAAAGUUAGCUAAGGACAGAAAAAAUUCAUUAAUUAUUGACUCAAAUUCAAGAUCUUUAAAAUAAGAUGCAGCAUUAAGUGCAGAUAUAUAUUAAUAUAAAUUAAACAUACCAAAAGUUUUAGUAGCCAAACAAUUGAAUUCGAAUAUAGUUAGAAAGAAGAAAAAAAAAAUAAAUCCAGUUAAUCCUCAAGAUUGUAAUGAUGACGACAUCUAACAUUAGACAAUUGUUUUAUAAACCAAUAAUAUGAUCGGAUAAACUUAAAACAAGAAGGAAAAGAUUUCCUUUUUGCCUUAAAUAAAAAAAUAAAAAUUGUAACUUGAGGAAUAGCCUAUACAGAGAUCGGCAAGAUAUCAAUAAUUAAUGGUAUUGAAAUAGUAAUUUAGAAAAAAUCUUAUGGUGAUUAAUUCGUCGAACUUUAAUCCUUAAUCAAAAAGAUGGAGAAGCAACCAAUUUAUAAGAAAGAAAAAAAAGUUACUUUUCUUCUCUGA